CGCGCCCGCCCCUUCCCGGCGUGAGGGGGAGGCGGCCGCAGCCCCGCAGCUGCAGCCAUGGCGCUGGUCACCCUGCAGCGCUCGCCGACCCCCAGCGCCGCCUCCUCGGCCAGCACGAGCGAGGCAGAGGCUGGCAGUGAUGAGGAGCGUAGACUGAAUGUGAGCCUCAGCGAGAGCUUUUUCAUGGUGAAAGGUGCAGCUCUUUUCUUACAGCAAGGAAACAGCUCCCAGGGCCAGAGAAGCCUCCAGCAUCCCCACAAACAUGCAGGUGACUUGCCCCAGCACCUGCAGGUGAUGAUCAACCUCCUGCGCUGUGAGGACAGGAUCAAACUGGCCGUGCGCUUGGAGAGCGUGUGGAGCGACCGCGUGCGCUACAUGGUGGUGGUGUACAGCAACGGGCGCCAGGACACCGAGGAGAACAUCCUGCUGGGAGUGGACUUCUCCAGCAAGGAGAGCAUUGACUACAUCCUGAACGUCACCCGCGAGAUCGACAACUUCUUCCCAGGCCUGUUCGCGUACCACAACAUCCGCGUGUACGACGAGGAGACCACGGACCUGCUGGCACACUGGAACGAGGCCUAUCACUUCAUCAACAAGGCCAAGAAGAACCACUCCAAGUGCCUGGUGCACUGCAAGAUGGGCGUGAGCCGCUCGGCCUCCACGGUCAUCGCCUACGCCAUGAAGGAGUUUGGCUGGUCCCUGGAGAAGGCCUACAACUACGUGAAGCAGAAGCGCAGCAUCACGCGGCCCAACGCCGGCUUCAUGCGGCAGCUGCUGGAGUACGAGGGCAUUCUGGAUGCCAGCAAGCAGCGCCACAACAAGCUGUGGAAGCAGCAGGCAGAGAGCAACCUGCCCCAGAACACCGACGGCACCGCGGGCUCGGGAGACUUCUUACUGGAGAGCUUGGACAUCGACCUGGAGAACCGCCUGGCUGACCUGGACAUGCCUUCCCAGUCCGCAUACCUGGACAACCGGGCCGGCUCCGAGGGCUUCGGGUACUGCUUCCGCCGCCUGUCGGACACGCUGCUGGAGAACAAAAUUCCUGGGGACAGAGAGGGCUUCUUCCACAUGGAGCAGCUGGAGAGGGAUGCCCUGGUGGGACAGCCUCCGUCUGCACCUUCCCAGGGGAGGCUGCUGGAGAUGGAAAAGGCCCCGGAGAGAGCGGAGCCGCUGGCAGAGCUGGGCGGCUUCUGUGAGAAAGAGGCAAAGAAGAAACUGGACUUCAGCCCCAGGAAGGGAAGGAUGGUCCUUGGGGAGCCAGGGGAGGACGGUGUCAGGGAGGAAAACCCCAUGGAAAAGUGGAAGCGGCGUUUGUCCAUGCACAAGGAGGAGAGCAGGCUCAAUAGGGAGAACUUGAAUAACAACAACAGCAAAAGGAGUUGCCCAGAGGAUUUUGAGCACGAUGCCGUGUUUGGGAUCCUCAGCAAGGUGAAGCCUUCCUACCAGUCCUGCACUGACUGCAUGUACUCCUCGGCAGGACUGGCCCCCGAGCCCUUUGGGGAGCAGUGCGAGAGGCUCAGCGCCGGCACCGCGCGGCGCAGCAGCACCAUCUGCACCCAGCCCCCCCUGCUGCCCCACCUGCACUCCCACCUGAUGGAGCACCUGCCCAGCAGGGCACCCCCCGAGGAGCCAGGCAGGACUAAACAUAACGAGGCUCCGCUCCCUCUGGCACCAGGGGCUGUGGAGGUUGGCACGUGCAGGGCACUGGAUCAGCACUGCGGCCUUUUGGAGAGAGGGAAAGAUGCGCCAAAAACCCCCGAAAAAACUCUGCAGCCCAGGAGAAACUCCCACUGUGACAGGAGCCUCCUUCACGCAGAGGUGGUGAGGGAAGAGUCUCUGGCCAGAAAGGACCCCAGGCCUACCAAGGACGUGAAGUACCUGUUGUUCAGCAAAGACUUGGAAAAGCCGAGCGCCAACAGUUACUUGAUGCAGCACCAGGAGUCGCUGCUGCAGCUGCAGAAAGCGGGGUUGGUCAGGAAGCACACCAAAGAGCUGGAGCGCCUCAAGAGCCUGCCCUCGGACCCCUCGGUGCUGCUCAGGGACAGCCCCCUGGGCAGGGUGGACUCCAGCAUCGUGGAGGAAAGCGAGGACUUGAUGGCCCAUCCCGGCCUUGUGCCUCUCCUGGCCCCGGCCCAGCUCGUGGCCGGAGACGCCGAGAACGACGUGGAGAAGCUGGGGGUGAAGCGUGUCCUGGAGGGCAUCUCCCAGAAAACCUCCACACCCGCUGGGUGCCGCCUGGAGCACACGAGCAGCUUCACCAAGGACUUCCUGAAGACCAUCUGCUACACCCCCUCCUCCUCCCGCAGCUCCAACCUGACCCGCAGCUCCAGCAGCGACAGCAUCCACAGCGUGCGGGGCAAGCCCGGCCUGGUGAAGCAGCGCACGCAGGAGAUCGAGACCAGGCUGCGCCUGGCCGGCCUCACCGUGUCCUCUCCCCUGAAAAGAUCCAAUUCCCUGGCCAAGCUGGGCUGUCUGAACCUGUCCUCCGAGGACUUGUCGAGCGACGUGGACGUGGCCACCAUCACGGACUCCAAGGAGGCCGUGUCCAGCGAGUGCUCCGCGCUCUGUGAGCCCCCGGCGAGGGGCGCGGACGGCGCCUCCAAAGCAGGGCUGAAGCCCCUGGCUGGGAACUUGAAGAACACGCUCUGGAUGGGCAAAAGUUGAUGCCUUGCUGGGGGGGGAGGGAGGGGGCUGGAUUUUGGGGGUUUGCAGAAUUUAUUCAUUACACCAAUGCUGUUUUAUCAUCUGACUUGCAGCAGCUCAUCUGGUGCCACCUCCUCGUCCCCUCUUUGUGCUCGGAGAGAGGAGGAAAGAACCACGAUGGGUCACAAUGAAGGGCACAAGGGAAAUAAAAUGUGUUGCAUGGCUUAGAGGAGGACUUGGUGUGUGACUUGCCUGUUGUCCUGCAGGAUGCUCUUCCUAGUACUGUUUGCCAAGUGAAAUAAUGUGGAUUUGUGUGUGAUUAUGGAUAGAUAUUUGUAUCUCUAUCUAUAUCUAAAAUGCUGAAAUAUUCUGUUUCAAAGACUCAAAAUAAUUAUUCAUGACUUUUUUUUUACAGAACAAACACAAGGCUCUGUUUAAACAGGGCCCUUGUGGAAAAUCCUUAAAAUGGUGACACGCACACUACCUCUGUUCUUGCUGGCUUUUUGUCCUGGUUUAUUUUUUGGGGCUUUUAUCCAAAAUUCUUGCUGUUGUUUGAAGGAAUUCCUGUAGCUGUAAAGGCCUGGAGGAGUGUGGACACAGAGGCUUCCCCGGGCCUUGCUGGGAGGUGACAGUGCUGGGCUGUGUCCGUGGGGACCCGGUGUCACCCUGGCUGCUGCUGUCACAGCUGUUGUGUUCUUGGGGUGCUUUGCUGUCGUUGUGGUUGGUGUUGUCCCAGUGCUGACAGAGCCUGGCCAGUGCUUGCCUGUGGACCCUCGUGAUGUGAAGCUGUGUUGGUGUCGUGGGUGCUCUGGGGACCCUCUGUCACCGC
Zonotrichia albicollis (white-throated sparrow) is the source of this 3472-nucleotide messenger RNA. The record is from RefSeq and is a predicted model, not a curated record. Lineage: Eukaryota; Metazoa; Chordata; Aves; Passeriformes; Passerellidae.